AUGGCAAAAUAUUUGCAAGAGAUGGCAAACAAAAGCAAAUGUGCAGUCGAUGUGUGGAAUGCGACAACAUUAUACUCGGUCGAUAACGAAGAGUUGACAUUAGUCGAAAAGUCGCUGGUGACUGAUGAUGUUUCUUCGGACAACGAGAAAAAACAAAAAUCAAUGCUGUCAGUCUGCAGUGAUUUUAUUUCUUUAGAAGAAGAGGAGAAAGAAAAUAUAUCAAAUGGCGGGCAGACCCCCGAAGAAGCGUAA
This is a messenger RNA of Danaus chrysippus (African queen), 252 nucleotides long. NCBI's taxonomy places the organism in Eukaryota, Metazoa, Arthropoda, Insecta, Lepidoptera, Nymphalidae. The record is from the annotation of a GenBank genome assembly.